Onthophagus taurus is the source of this 2080-nucleotide messenger RNA. It is a transcript of the gene PICK1, whose product is annotated as protein interacting with PRKCA 1. NCBI's taxonomy places the organism in Eukaryota, Metazoa, Arthropoda, Insecta, Coleoptera, Scarabaeidae. The record is from RefSeq and is a predicted model, not a curated record. Gene Ontology annotation, biological process: dendritic spine maintenance; receptor clustering; positive regulation of receptor internalization. Gene Ontology annotation, cellular component: trans-Golgi network membrane; synaptic vesicle; neuron projection. Gene Ontology annotation, molecular function: protein kinase C binding; phospholipid binding; protein domain specific binding.
AACUAAAGAAAAGAAAAACAUAUGGUUGUUUUUGUUUCAUAGCAAUAUUAGGUUUGUUAUCAUAAAACGAACAUAAUUUUCAUAAAGAUACGAACUUCCGGUCGACUAUCAACGUUUAGCUUUUUUGUUCUUUUUCACUUAAUUUUAUGUUGUUAUCCAGCAAACACAAAGUUAAACGAUUUAUAUUUAUUUUUUUAUUUACAAAAGCGGUUCGUUUUUUGGUAAAAAGUAACUAUUUCUUGACAUCUUUGUCAAAUUAGUGCAAAAAAUGUGGUUUUAAUGUAGUGAAGUUAUGUUUUCGUAUUAUUACGAAUCAUCAUUGUACGAUCUUUACAUUUUGGAAAUGGCGAAAGAGGAUAAACUUAAAAUGCUUGAGUUUUUAAAAAUUUUUUAUUCGGUUAAUAGUGUUAAGUGAAAACGCAAUUUAUAUUAUUAAGUCAAGAAAGCAAAGAAAAUGGACCCAAAAACAACGCCGUUAAUAGAUUUAGAUUUAGAUUUUAAUACAAAUCAUGAAUCCAUCCAAAACAUCUCAAAAAACGUAAACACCGAAAUAUGUGGACAAAACAUUCAGGAAGAAUCCGUAAAUGGUGUUAAUAACCAAGAGAAAGUUGAUUUAACUUCGAUUAAAUCAAAACCACACAAUGUUUUUGAACCUGAUUGUAAGGUUUUAUCGUUUGAAAUGGCCGCUUUUGAUUAUGUUCCACGUGAAAAUUCAAUGGGAAUGACGGUAACAUCUGGCAGCAUUACUAUCAGAAAAGAUUCGAAUAAUCUAAUCGGAAUUAGUAUCGGCGGUGGAGCUCCAUUGUGUCCUUGUUUAUACAUUGUGCAAAUUUUCGAUAAUACAGCAGCGAGUCGUGAUGGAACUUUACAAUCCGGUGACGAAUUGGUUGCUGUUAAUGGACAAGCGGUUAAAGGAAAAACGAAAGUUGAAGUUGCGAAAAUGAUUCAAGCUGCGAAAGAUGAAGUUAUUAUUAAUUAUAAUAAAUUGCACGCUGAUCCCCGACAAGGAAAAAGCCUUGACAUUGUUUUAAAAAAAGUUAAACAUCGUCUUGUUGAAAAUAUGAGUUCUUCAACAGCCGAUGCUUUAGGUUUAUCAAGAGCUAUACUUUGUAACGACACUUUGGUGAAAAAAUUGCAAGAAUUACAAGAUUGUGAAGUUAUGUAUCGCGGAUUGGUUGAUCACAGUAAAAGAGUUUUACAGGCACAUAUUGAUUUACAACAAGCUGUAAAAGCAAUGGGAGAUGUUUUUGCUUCAUUAGCCGUAAGGGAACCACAACCCAGAGCAAGCGAAGCAUUUCGUUUAUUCGCCGAACAACAUAGAAACAUGGAAAAAGUAGGAAACGAUGUCGUCAAAAAAAUCAAACCAGUCCUCUCCGAUAUGGGAACUUAUUUAUACAAAGCAAUUCCCGAUACAAGAUUAACCGUAAAAAAAUAUGCAGACGCUAAAUUCGAGUAUUUAGCAUACUGUUUAAAAGUAAAAGAAAUGGAUGAUGAGGAAUGCGGUUACGCUGCUUUGCAGGAGCCGUUGUAUCGCGUUGAAACGGGAAAUUACGAGUAUAGAUUGAUUUUGAGAUGUCGACAAGUUGCUAGAGAAAGGUUCGCUAAAUUAAGAGCGGAUGUUUUGGUUAAAAUGGAACUUUUAGAUAAUAAACACGUUCAAUCGCUUGGUGGACAUUUAUCGAAACUUAUUAAAGGAUUAGCCGAGUUGCAUACGAAAACUGUUGAGUUAUUAGCUGGACCACCUUUAUUUCCUGUUGAAGUUGAUUUAUCUAAUAGUGCUUUUCAAUAUAAAUCAACAACUCCUAUUGCAGCAGAUUCGGAACAAAAUGACGAAGAAAUUGAAAAUGGAAUCGAAAUUAGAGAAAAUUUAGCUGAAGCAUUAAUCGAAGAUUUGCCAGCUCCUACGAAUGAAAAUGUCGAACAGCCUUUAAUUCCAGGACUAGAACCCGUUCAAUCAGAACCUGAUUAUAGCAACAUGGAUAAUUUAACACUUUUAUCUACAUUGAAUAUUCAAGAAAGUAGUAAUAUUGAUUUAUUGCAAAAUGUGAAGUGAAUUUAUUUAUAAUUAUUUUAAUUACUG